Corythoichthys intestinalis (scribbled pipefish) is the source of this 1657-nucleotide messenger RNA. Its product is annotated as interleukin-21 receptor. The transcript has 8 exons. Gene Ontology annotation, molecular function: cytokine receptor activity; protein binding. Lineage: Eukaryota; Metazoa; Chordata; Actinopteri; Syngnathiformes; Syngnathidae. Gene Ontology annotation, cellular component: membrane; external side of plasma membrane. Bases 167 to 1288 code for a protein of 373 amino acids. Gene Ontology annotation, biological process: cytokine-mediated signaling pathway. The record is from RefSeq and is a predicted model, not a curated record.
AGAGCGUUACAUCUCAGUAACUCUCAUAUUUUUAUGAGAAAAGACAGUUUUGCCCUAAUUAAAGCUCGUCGCAUUGGUAACAGAGAUAAGAGUGAUACCUCCCUCCUCCACUCUUCUUAAAAUUGAGAGCGUGAAUGCCAAAUGAUAGAGCAGGCGUAUUGACAGGAUGGAGACGCUGAAAGUUAUGCUGCUUGCUCUACUUACUGCUUACUGUGAGGAUAUUACAGACACAGGUCCAACUUAUGACUGCACCACUGAUUUUCUGCUCACCGUCAAUUGUUCGUGGUACGCCACACCAUCAAAUGGCGGUCCACAAGUCAUGAAACUGUCCAAAAGACAUACGAAAAAGUCAUCCGAAUGCGCGCCGUCCAAUGCCGCGCGCUCGUGUUCCGUCACGAUUAACAGUACAUCGGGGGACUCGUGUCCGUUUAAUGAUGCGAGCAAAUUUCAGAUCUGGCUAUGCUCGGAACGAAGAGGCUGCGAAAUGUUGGAUGAUAGUUACAAGCCAAGCGAGCACAUUAAACCAAAAGCUCCAUGCUGCCUUUCCGUCAUCCGAAACGCCAGUCGACAGCUCUUCACGUGGAAAAACCACUACGAAAAAUGUCAUUUCACCAUGCUGAAGAACUACCUCCAAUAUCAACUCUGUUUCUACAAACGACAGGAUAACACCGAAUGCCGCUACAUCAAUGCGGACAAAACGGAACUUACCGUCGAUGCCGCUCAACUUGAGACGGACACGGAAUACAUCAGCAAAGUGAGGUCCAAGCCCAGUGGAAGCUUCAAGGGUCAGUGGAGCGACUGGUCGCAGGAGGUCCACUGGAGGACGGCCUUGGCCAACGAUUCGCGAGUUGAGGAUUUCAUGUCCAAACACGGCAAAACAGUCUUCCUGGGUUCAGUUGUGACGGGCACAUUCGUCCUGAUGUUAAGCUGCCUUUUGCUAAAAAAGUGGAGGCAAGGUGACUUCAUCCCCACUCCGGCGCCGUACUUCCAGAACCUAUACGCUGAGUGUCAUGGGGAUUUUAAGAGCUGGGCUGACACGCAAGCCAACGUGACCAUGAAGCCCAAGUCAGACGACAUGCUCCAAAUGGACAGCCACGAGUACCAGAGUCUGGCGCUGUACGAAAACCUUCCGCUACACAGUGUUUCUCUCGUGGGACGAAACGGUUCCAUUUCCGAGGAGGGGAAGGUGGAAGGCAGGCUCGAUGGCGAAAAUCCCCGCUAUUGCAAUGACUACUGCACGAUGAGCACUUUGCAGAAAUGUACUGAGCUCACAAAACGUGUAUUGUAAGUAAAAUGAUGCAUUUAAUAAAUGCAAUGUGCGUCUUAUACACGAGUACAUUUAUAAAAAAGCUUCUGAAUGUGGCUUGUUGUAAUACACAAGUGUAUAUUAUACAUGAUAAAUGAUGGUAGGUUUCCAUAAAAAAAUAUAAUUACACUCACAUUGUAGAAAUUUCCGUCGUCUUGUUUGGUUGUCUAUGGCUGAAGAAUCUGUUAAACCUGCUGAUGAAAAUCCAACAUUAGUGGGGUUUUUUUUGUUUUUUUUUACAAUUCUGUUACACUUGUUUGCUUGACUUCAUUUCUUCCAAACAACAUUUUAAUCUAGGUUUAUUUCAAAUGUCAUUAAAUAUGUUUUUGUUUACACCAAAUAUUAGCAGUU